This is a messenger RNA of Stomoxys calcitrans (stable fly), 2228 nucleotides long. RefSeq lists its product as uncharacterized. The record is from RefSeq and is a predicted model, not a curated record. Bases 113 to 2158 code for a protein of 681 amino acids. The transcript has 7 exons. Lineage: Eukaryota; Metazoa; Arthropoda; Insecta; Diptera; Muscidae.
UAAAACCAUAGUGGUAAAAAUCAUGGUAGAGUGAACAUUAAAAGUAAAUUGACUCUUUCUAACUGAAGGAACAAGAUUUAAAAUUUAACAGUGCAAAAUUAAUGUUGUUAAAAUGGAAGAAGAUUAUUUAAAUCUCGAUGACUACGAUGUAUACCAAAAAACUCAGAGGAGGCACCAACAUCAAACUGCUACCAAGAGGAAGCAACAUCAUUGCCCAACAAAAAAAUACAACAAUAGUGAGGAGCUUUACCGUCUGCAGCCGCAGGACUUUGAUGGCCGCUCCGAUGAUGUUUUGUUAAAAACUUUGCUGAGUAAAUUUCAAAUGUCAUUUUUGUAUCCAUUUCUCAAAGCUUAUGGCAUCACGUACCGGAGUCUACGCUAUUUAUCUGUAGACGAUAUUAAUACCGCUAUACGUAGUAUUGGCCACAGGGCAGAAUUUAGAGAGAAACUUUUUACAUGGAGAAGGAAAAAGUAUCGCACUAACGACGUCGUAAUAGUGCAAGAGAAAAUCAUCCCCAGUACGAUCAAUUCAACUGAGGAACCUUAUAUAAGACGAUCCUCAGAAGAUACUUUAAACAACACUAAAGAAAUAUCAGAGAUAUCUGAGGAUACUCAAUCAAAUACGAAGGAGUCAAUUACAACCUUCGAAGAUAUUAGUACGUCGAUUCGAAACGAGUCGUUGAAGUUCGAAUCGGACAUAAUGGAUGAACUGCCACUUGAGCUGGAAAUCGAUGGAAUGGAAGUGAAGAAACCGAAAUUAGAAGCCACCGUCAAUUUGAGAGAAACUCGAGUAGGUUUAAUGUUAAAUUUGGAAGAACUUAUCAAUGAGUCUGUUUUUGGGCCAAUCAUGAAGGCGUUUUACAAAAAACAUGGCUAUCUGGAAAGAAAACAUCGCGAUGAGUUGAUACAGGCCGUUAUAGAUUAUGUCAUAAACAAAGAAAUCAAAUUGCAUUGUUCAGAUUUUGCGAAAAUCGUCGAUAUGAUAGUAAAUAUUUUUCCUGCAGAACAUGAUUCUAGGGAUUAUUAUUUUAUCAAUCGGAAAGGAAAACGAAACCCCAUGGGACGUUUGUACACCAAGUAUUACAAUACGUUGAAACGUAUGAGGGUACGAGAUAUACAUCAGGAGUUCACUCAAGAAUCAACCACUUACAUGCAGUCUGACACACUGGCCGACGAUGAUGCGAUGCUAACGACAGGACUAACAACGCCAACAUCUUCGACAAUAGCACCGAGGAAUGUUGUAAAUGCUAAUGAUGGCAAUAAUAUCGGCAACAUCUGCAGCAGCAGCAACAGCAAUACUACACAAAUUGAGCUUAUCGACGACGAUGAGUUCCAAGAGCUCAUGCAGUUGGAUGAUACUUCUAUGAGUGCCAUAAAGAAUUUCCUUCGUUGCCGUGAUGUGAGCUGGGAUGAUGUAAAGACGGUGUGGUCGAAGACCUAUUUAUCACGUCAAGAAGAUGUCGAGCACUCAACCACUAAGGAUGUUCUCCAGCAGUGGCCCAAAUAUCUCAAUGCCAGAGCCAUGGAAUUGUUCAAUAUAGAUUUUGGAUUGAAAUUUUCACGCAAUAAAGUCAAUAUUCUAAAACGAAAGUGGUCACAAUUUGUUGAAAAAGUUUCGCAUUACUAUACAUCCAAUAUUAAAGAAGAGAUGUGCAAAGGACUAUUUGCUCUCUGGAAAACAAAGCCGGGGAAAGAUACUGAGGACUACAUUUUUGCCGUUCUGCUCAAUUCAGUCAUGUUGCCUAUGGCCCGAUAUCGCGAUGCUAUUGGUAAUCGGCGUAAAGUUUCAAUCGUUGAAGCGGUGGAUCUCUUUGCCAUACGGGUUAAUAACUUGGAAGAGGUAGAACAAAAACGUGAGGAAUUCACCAUAAAAUAUGGUGAUAUACACAAUGAAUAUACACCUUUGAUUGUGUUGGUUGGCGACAAUAACAUCAAUAUCCAUGAGAUAUAUGUUCAUUUUGAUGUAGCCCUGUAUGAAAUGCCCGAUUUCAUCAGCGCUCUGGACUCUUGCAUGAAAAUCUAUCGAGUACUGAAUUUGCCUUAUCCUGCUUCGAACGAAUAUGUCUGGUCAUUUAUACAACGUUAUUUUUAUGAGAUAAUUCUGCCGGAUGAUAUAAAAUGUCCAUCGAUGAAUUCACUGAUGACAUCGCUAAAGUAAAGAACCGUUUAAAAGAUAUUGUUUGCAUGCACAUUAUAAGAAAUAAAUGUUUCAAGGUUUUAUGAAAAUA